Sinocyclocheilus rhinocerous is the source of this 2420-nucleotide messenger RNA. RefSeq names its product tyrosine-protein kinase JAK2-like. Gene Ontology annotation, molecular function: growth hormone receptor binding; ATP binding; non-membrane spanning protein tyrosine kinase activity. The transcript has 18 exons. Gene Ontology annotation, biological process: intracellular signal transduction; cell differentiation; cytokine-mediated signaling pathway. Gene Ontology annotation, cellular component: cytosol. NCBI's taxonomy places the organism in Eukaryota, Metazoa, Chordata, Actinopteri, Cypriniformes, Cyprinidae. Bases 138 to 2420 code for a protein of 760 amino acids. The record is from RefSeq and is a predicted model, not a curated record.
CUCCCGCGGCAGCUGAGCUGAGUUGGUUGGAUCCGGAUCCGGAUGCGGUUCGGUUCGGUUCUUUUAUCGCUCCGCAGCGUGACAGCUGGCUUCGGUUCGGGUCUCCAUGACAACAGAAUCAGCGGCGGGAGAUAUACAUGGCUCUGACAGCGUUUGUUAGCAUGGAGGCGCGUGACGAGCGUUUGGAGAAGCAGGCGUGUGGCGGCGCUCUGCAGGUGCAUCUGUACAGAGACGAGGCGAGCGCGCUGACGCUGACGCUGACGUAUCCGGCCGGAGAAUACGUGAGCGAAGAGCUCUGCAUCAGCGCCGCCAAGGAGUGCGGUGAGUCCCACACACUCACUCACUCACGUACACACACACACACAGUCUUCAGAAAUGAACUGUUUUCUCGGGUCAGGACGCAGUUCGCCAUCAGCCGCUUGCGCCGAUGUGAAAACCACAGUGGCGUUUAUAUCCUGCGGUGCAGCCCGAGAGAUUACGACCGGUACUUCCUGUCCUUCGUGGUUGAGUUUGAGGGUCAGCUGGAGUUUAAGCACUGUCUGGUCGUUCUCUCUCUCUCGGGAGAGUUUGUGCUCAACGGAGCCAAAUGCAGCUUCAGCAGUCUGGGUGAAUUACUGCAGCACUACCAGAAGGAGGCGCUGCGCUCCGACAGACACGUGUUCCAGUUCAGCCGCCGCUGUCCGCCGCGCAGCAAAGAUAAAUCCAAUCUGCUGGUGCGCAGGAACAGCCAAACCUCUGACGCGUGUCUCUCGCCUUCUGAACUCAAACACAUCAACCAGAUGAUCUUCCACAAGAUCCGUAAAGAGGAUCUGGAGACGAGGGAGAGUUUGGGUCAGGGUGCGUUCACGCAGGUCUUCCGCGGCGUCCGGAGGGAGCUCGGAGAUUACGGAGAGAUCCACAAGAUGGACGUGGUACUCAAAAUCCUGGAUAAAACCCACCGCAACUACACUGAGUCGUUCUUCGAGUCGGCGAGCAUGAUGAGCCAGCUAUCCCACAAACACCUGCUGCUCAACUACGGUGUCUGUGUGUGCUCUGAUGAGCACAUCAUGGUGCAGGAGUAUGUGCGCUUCGGCUCUCUGGACACGUACCUGAAACGAAACCGCAACACCAUCAACAUCACCUGGAAGCUGGAGGUGGCUAAGCAGCUAGCAUGGGCACUACAUCACCUGGAGGAGAAGAACCUGAUCCACGGAAACGUCUGCGCCAGGAACGUUCUGGUGACCCGAGAAGAAGACCGAAAGACGGGAACGCCUCCGUUCAUCAAGCUCAGUGACCCGGGGAUCAGCAUCACCGUCCAGCCCAGAGAACUUCUGGUGGACCGGAUCCCGUGGGUUCCUCCCGAGUGCGUGAAGGACAGCAAGAGCCUGAGUUUGGCAGCAGAUAAGUGGAGCUUCGGCACCACGCUGUGGGAGAUCUACUGCAGCGGAGAACAUCCGCUCGCGGCGUACGACGGGUCCAAGAAGCUGCUGUUCUACGAAGACAAGCACCAGCUUCCAGCUCCGAAGUGGACUGAACUGGCCAGCGUGAUCAACAGCUGCAUGGAGUACGAGCCGCUGCAGCGGCCCUCGUUCAGAGCCGUCAUCCGAGACCUCAACAGCCUCUUCACGCCAGACUACGAGCUGCUGGUGGAGAGCGACACGGUUCCCAGCAGGCAUCGGGCGGUGGGUCUCGCCGGAGCGUUCGAGAGCCAGGAACCUACUCAGUUUGAGGCCAGACACCUGAUCUUCCUCCAGCUGCUGGGGAAGGGGAACUUCGGCAGCGUGGAGAAGUGCCGCUACGAUCUGAAUCACAAUUUGUUUAGUCGUAGGAACCUGCGGCUGGUCAUGGAGUUUUUGCCGUUUGGUAGUUUGAGAGAUUAUCUUUCUAAAAACAAGGAGCGUUUCGACCACACGAAGCUUCUGCUGUACGCCUCUCAGAUCUGUAAGGGCAUGGACUACCUGGCGUCCAAGCGCUACGUCCAUCGAGAUCUGGCCACCAGGAACAUUCUGGUGGAGAGUGAGUUUCGUGUGAAGAUCGGAGACUUCGGCCUGACUAAAGUUCUUCCUCAGGAUAAGGAGUAUUACACCGUCCGCGAGCCGGGCGAGAGCCCCAUCUUCUGGUACGCGCCGGAGUCUCUGACUGAGAGCAAGUUCAGCGUGGCAUCAGACGUCUGGAGUUUCGGAGUCGUUCUCUAUGAACUCUUUACAUACAGUGACAAAAGCUGCAGUCCUCCAGCUGUGUUUAUGGAGCAGAUGGGGGAGGACAAGCAGGGCCAGAUGAUCGUUUAUCACCUGAUCGAUCUGCUGAAGCGCAGCUACCGUCUGCCGGCUCCUGACGGCUGUCCUGCCGAGGUGAAGACCGCGAGACCGCGAGCGAAUCAUGCGGAGAGUGCAGAGAGUGACCCGUCUGUGUGUGUGUGUGUGUGGCAACCCUGCGUAUGA